AUGUCAGAGAUGUCAAUAAAUGAGGAAGCCAAGGGUGCAGAAUCCAAUACAGCGGGUAUUGUCGAGAAGGAUACUGAUUCCCCUAUUUUAAAUAGCGCCCCUACAGAACUGAAUGAGGUGGCUGAUGAUUUGAAUUUAACUAUUGUGUCACCGGAGUCAGUCAAUAACUUAGACAAUGGAACUGCAUUUGAUAGACCUGAUAUUAUUGUUAGUAACUUGGACGAUAUAAACUCUGAGGUUAACAAUUCUGUAGCAAAUACUACUGAGGAACAAUCAGAUAAUAAUCAAGGUCAAAAUGGAGAAAAAGAGAAUGAACCAUCGUCCGACACUCUAAACAAAAUAGAGCCUGCGAAUUCACAAUCCCCAAUACUACCACCAAGAUCUCCUACAGGAGAAUCGCCAAUAUUACCUCCUAGAUCUCCUAUAACAACCAGGGCUGCACCAGACUUGCCAAAAAGGUCAAGUGAAUUAGAAACAGUUUCUCAACCUCCACAUUUACCAGAAAGACGCGAAGUUCCAUUGUACUCAGUUCCACCUCCAUUAUCGGAGGAAAUGAAAUCUGCAUCAUUCCGAAAGAAUGCUGCUGAAAUUGCAAGUAAAUCUAGAAGUAAUUCUAGGGUUAUGAGUCCCAUUGAUUCGGCUGCAGAGAUUAAUUUAAUAGCCAAUAGAUAUAGAGUGACGAGCCAUCAACUAUACGAUGAGCCUGAAUCAAAAAGAGAAAAUAUCGAAGAGGGUCAAAUUAUAUUGAAGUCGACAUAUAGUACAAUCCUAGAGCACGAGAAAGAAGAAGAGGAACCUUCUGAAUCAUAUACAGAAACUGGUGAUAUUGAAAAUAGAGAACUAUCUAAGGUGAAUUGGGAUUUCUGGACUAGUGUUGUCAAUGACUUUUCUUCUGUAGCUAACAAAGAAUCUAUUCAAUUAGAGACCGAGAUUACAAAGGGUAUUCCAAGACAAAUCAGAGGCAUCAUUUGGCAAUUAAUUGCCAAUUCCAAAUCCAAAGAAUUUGAAGAUAUUUUUAUUACUUUGCAAGGUACCGAAUCACCUCAUGAAUCGAGUAUCAAGAGAGAUUUAAAGAGAACCAAUUUCAUACCCCAAGAAAAAGUUGAUGCAUUAUUUAAUCUUUUAAAAGUUUAUUCGGUGUAUGAUCCGGAUGUUGGUUAUACCCAAGGAAUGGGAUUCAUCACAACGCCAUUAUUAUUGAAUUGUGAAACAGAUGCCGAUGCAUUUGGUUUAUUAAUCGUAUUAAUGAAAAACUAUGGUAUUCGUGAAUUCUUUUUACCUGAGAUGCCCGGGUUAAUGCUAUUGUUGUAUCAAUUCGAUAGAGUUCUCGAGGAGAACUCCCCAACGUUAUUUAAUCACCUGAAUAGGGAAGGUAUCAAAUCGUCAAUGUAUGCGACCCAAUGGUUCUUAACGUUUUUUGCUUAUAAAUUCCCAUUAGAGUUUGUAUUAAGGAUCUUUGAUAUAGUGUUAUUUGAAGGGUUUGAAUCCAUUUUAAAAUUUGCCAUUAAUUUAUUAUUGAAAAAUCAAGAGGUUAUUAUGAGUUUAAAAUUUGAGAAUUUACUAAAUUUCUUAAAGAAUGGAUUAUUUGAAUAUUAUUCCAAUUCGACUACGGAGACACUGCAGGGAGAACCUGCUCUUAUUUCUUCACAAACCACUGUAUCAACCACAAGCAACAACAACAACGUGGAGAGAAAUGUUUCCAUCGGUUAUGAAUACGAUGUUGAUUCAUUUGUGAGAGAUGCAAUGAAUGGUGUUCAUAUUACACCUAUUUCCUUACACCGUUAUGAAGCAGAAUAUCAAGAGGUUCAUCAAUUACAACAGGAGAAGGAAAUGCAAUAUGAAUUAUUUAGAAUCAAGAAUAAACAAUUACAAAAUGAAUCUAAGAAAUUACAUCAUGAAUAUGCAUUGCUAAACAAAGAGCAUAUUUCGAUAGCUAAUGAGUUGAUUGAGAAUCGAUUGAAGACUGAAACGUUAUUAGAUGAAAAUCAAGAUUUGAAAGUUACGAUGGAGAAAUUACAUUUACAAAUUCAAGAAGAAAAAGAGAAAGGGGAGAUCCCUAACCCUGAUUCGACGUUGCCUAUUAAUUUAAAGAAGGAUAUGGCUCGAACCAUCGAACGUAAUACUGAAGUGAUGAAUGAGAAUGAAAUGUUGCAAGAAAAGAUUAAAGAAUUGAAAUUACAUGUUAAAGAAUUGAAAUUAGAGAAUAAGAAUAGUAUUAAACAAAAUCAAGGAACAAGAGAGACACCUUCAACGCGACAUCAAAAUUUGGAUACAACAAAUACUACUGAGGAUGAGAUACCAGUUGCCACCGCAACGGAAAGUUCAGUACCUUCAUUAGGUGGUGGUUGGAAAGGUUUUAAAAAUGUUUUCAAAAAGGAAUAG
Molecule: messenger RNA, 2382 nt
Organism: Maudiozyma barnettii
Lineage: Eukaryota; Fungi; Ascomycota; Saccharomycetes; Saccharomycetales; Saccharomycetaceae
Gene: GYP5
Product: GTPase-activating protein GYP5
Exons: 1
Coding region: 1-2382 (793 amino acids)
Source: RefSeq, a predicted model, not a curated record